Molecule: messenger RNA, 473 nt
Organism: Homalodisca vitripennis (glassy-winged sharpshooter)
Lineage: Eukaryota; Metazoa; Arthropoda; Insecta; Hemiptera; Cicadellidae
Product: V-type proton ATPase subunit D-like
Exons: 3
Cellular component (GO): proton-transporting V-type ATPase complex
Molecular function (GO): proton-transporting ATPase activity, rotational mechanism
Source: RefSeq, a predicted model, not a curated record
CUUGAUCUUCCUACUCCGUCGUCUUGUCUUGUGCCUGUGUCACCUGACUUGUCUUGGUGUUGAGUGGAUUUGGGUGGUGAAAAUUGAAUAUUGAAAAGAACCAAUUUUAUAAGAAAAAUGUCAGGAAAAGACAGAUUGGCUAUAUUUCCUUCUCGUGGUGCUCAAACACUAAUGAAAGGUCGUCUGAAGGGAGCUCAGAAGGGACACAGUUUGCUGAAGAAAAAGGCUGAUGCAUUGCAAAUGAGGUUCAGACUCAUCCUCAGCAAAAUUAUUGAGACAAAAACGUUGAUGGGUGAAGUGAUGAAGGAGGCAGCUUUCUCCCUUGCAGAGGCCAAGUUCACUACUGGUGAUUUCAACCAAGUUGUCCUUCAGAAUGUCACAAAGGCACAAAUCAAAGUACGCACAAAGAAGGACAAUGUUGCAGGUCAGUUUUUACAGGGGCACGAUUAUAAUAAGAUUCUUGGACUUGUUCU